AUAAACCCAUCAACGUUCCAGCGCUCUGCUAGGGUUUUAGGCUCUCCGCCAUAGUCGCAAAAACCCUAGCUCCGGUUUGGUUUGGGGGGCGCUCAAUGGAGGGGCUGAGCGUUUCGGGUACCAAUUUGGUGGUGUAUUUGCAUCCGUCGACGAGCAACAAUGUCCACAAAGCAAUCCUGCGCGAGCUCAGCUCGAUGCUUUUGAGGUACAAUGAUACAUUUGAGGGUAUUGUAUUGGCUUAUGAAUUCAACAUCUUAGAUAAGGAAGCAAAGAUUCUUCCCGGUGUUCAUCCUUACUUUACUGUCAGGCUAAAAGCAAAGUUAUUACUUUAUUCUCCAAAGCCCGAUAUGCUUGUAGAAGGAAAGGUUGUGAAAGUCAAACAAGAAUCAAUUCAUGUCAUUAUUCUUGGCUUCUCAUCUGCCAUCAUAACAGACAAAGAUAUUUGUGAGGAAUUUCGAUAUAAAUCUAAACAUGGCAAGCAAUUAUUUGUUAGCAGAUCCCACAAGCGGCAUGUAAUUAAAGUUGGAACCAUGAUACGACUAUUAGUCAAAAGUGUGGAUGAGGAAACACUGUACAUUUAUGGUUCCUUGCUUCCUGCUCACACAGGAAACAUUCUCUGGUUGGAUAAACAAAUGGAAGAUACUUCACUAACGGAUGGGAGUGCUAAGAGGAGGAAGGGAAACAAUGGAGAAUCAGUUCUGCAAGAGCCUAGUAGAACCAGUGCCGAAACAGUUUCAGUCAAUAAUGACCAUCAUGUCAAGAAGUCAAGAAACACAAAACACGAGAAGAGUCGUGAAGACUGCUGUCCGAUCUUUACACGAUUUUGGUCGUUUUCAGGUGAUAUUUUGAUUACCAGUAGAAUCAGUGCUAUGUUUCUGAACUAGACAAAGGCAUGUGAGCUAAUUAGUUGAUCCAGAUAGAGGAGGCAGGGUCGCAUGCAAGUAAAUUACUCCAAUUAUUGGAUGACAAAAAACACUGGUACAAAAUUCUUGGAUGACAAAAAACAUCUUGGUAUUUUGGUUUUACAACUUUGAAAGUGUGUUGUAUAAUGUUUUUGUAGAUCAUGAAGAAUCAUCAAUCUCUGAGGUUAUGUAUUUUCAAGCAACGAAAUUGAGGCUCUUUGCUCGUUUUAUGAA
Messenger RNA from Malus domestica (apple), 1136 nucleotides. RefSeq names its product DNA-directed RNA polymerase I subunit rpa43-like. Gene Ontology annotation, biological process: DNA-templated transcription initiation. NCBI's taxonomy places the organism in Eukaryota, Viridiplantae, Streptophyta, Magnoliopsida, Rosales, Rosaceae. The record is from RefSeq and is a predicted model, not a curated record. Gene Ontology annotation, cellular component: RNA polymerase I complex. Gene Ontology annotation, molecular function: nucleic acid binding.